Messenger RNA from Mytilus californianus (California mussel), 1286 nucleotides. RefSeq names its product ankyrin repeat domain-containing protein 50-like. The record is from RefSeq and is a predicted model, not a curated record. Gene Ontology annotation, molecular function: protein binding. The transcript has a single exon. Bases 33 to 1013 code for a protein of 326 amino acids. NCBI's taxonomy places the organism in Eukaryota, Metazoa, Mollusca, Bivalvia, Mytilida, Mytilidae.
CUGGUGAAAAUGGUCAUACAGAAAUAGUAAAGAUGUUGUUAGACAGCGGAACAGACUGUAAUAAAUGUGACAAGUUGUGUAAGUCACCUUUGCUAAUGGCUUGUGAACAUGGUCAUACGGAAAUAGUGAAGAUGUUGUUAGAGAGAGGAGCAGACUGUAAUAAAUGUAACAUUGAUGAUCAGUCACCUGUACUAAUGGCUGGUGAAAAUGGUCAUACAGAAAUAGUAAAGAUGUUGUUAGACAGCGGAGCAGACUGUAAUAAAUGUGACAAGUUGUGUAAGUCACCUUUGCUAAUGGCUUGUAAACAUGGUCAUACGGAAAUAGUGAAGAUUUUAUUAGAGAGAGAAGCAGACUGUAAUAAAUUGAGCAAUAGCGGUUUUUCAUCUGUAAUGAUAGCUUGUAAACAAGGUCAUACAGAAAUAGUGAAAAUGUUGUUAGAAAGGGAAGUAGACUGCAUUAAAUGUGAUAAUUGUGGCCAGUCACCUGUAAUAAUGGUUUGUGAACAUGGUCAUACAGAAAUAGUAAAGUUGUUUUUAAACAAAGGAGUAGAACGUGAUGAAAACGGUAAUUCACUUCUAGGUAUAGCUUGUAAACAUGGUCAUACAGAAAUAGUAAACAUGUUGUUAGACAAAGGAGCAGAUUAUAAUAAAAGAGAUCGUAAUGGUGAUUCACCUGUUCUGACGGGUUGCAAACAUGGUCAUACAGAAAUAGUAAACAUUUUGUUAGACAAAGGAGCAGAUUAUAAUAAAUGUUGUUCAGUUGGCGGUUCACCGAUAAUGAAGGCUUGUAAAAAUGGUAAUAUAGAAAUAAAUAAAAUGUUGUUAGAAAAAGGAGCAAACUAUACAAAUUGUGACCACUAUGGCAAUUCACCUGUAAUGAAGGCUUGUAAAUAUGGUCAUACUGAAAUAUUAAAGAUUUUGUUAAACAUAGGAGCAGAUUAUCAUGAAUGUGGUAAAUAUGGCGGUUCACCGGUAAUGAGGGCUUGUGAAUAUGGUAAUACCAGAAAUAGUUAAAAUGUUGUUAGACAAAGGAGCAGACUAUAAACAAUGUGACAGAGAUGGCAUUUCACCUGUAAUGAAGGCUUGUGAACAUGGUCAUAAAGAAAUUAUAAAGAUGUUGUCGGACAAAGGAGAAUACUGUAAUAAAUGUGAUGAACAUGGUAGGUUUACUUCUAAACACUAUUUUAAUAGAAUAUUUGACAAAGGAGAUGAAAUGAAUAAAUGUAAUAAUUUGGUUGAGGCUUGUGCACAUGGUCGUUCAAAAAUAAUAAAAAUGUUAAACAGAAA